Messenger RNA from Cyprinodon variegatus (sheepshead minnow), 5996 nucleotides. RefSeq names its product ubiquitin specific peptidase 32 (gene usp32). Gene Ontology annotation, molecular function: calcium ion binding; cysteine-type deubiquitinase activity. The record is from RefSeq and is a predicted model, not a curated record. Gene Ontology annotation, biological process: protein deubiquitination. Lineage: Eukaryota; Metazoa; Chordata; Actinopteri; Cyprinodontiformes; Cyprinodontidae. Gene Ontology annotation, cellular component: Golgi apparatus. The coding region runs from base 241 to 4971 and encodes 1576 amino acids. The transcript is spliced from 34 exons.
GACAUUAAACAGCUUUGUGGCUCCAGUGAGGAAGAAAUGAAAUGUUUUUCCACCACUUGGCGUCUGUUUACGGCCGCCGAUCAACUGACCUGUAGAGUGAGGUCACGUGACAGAGGCGUCGCUGAAAACAUUGAGCCGUUCACCGCUUAGACGCCAUCAGGAGCCGUUUGACCAGAACCCGGAGGCAGAGCUCCGACUGUCGCUGCUUUGUCCCUCCGAUGGCAGAGAGAGCCGGGCGGCAUGGGGGCUAAAGAGUCGAGGAUCGGAUUCCUGUCUUAUGACGAGGCUGUCAGGAGAGUUACUGAUGUGGAGCUGAAGCGGCUGAAAGAUGCCUUCAAGAGAACCAGCGGCCUGUCGUUUUACAUGACCCAGCAGUGCUUCUACAGAGAAGUCCUGGGAGAUGGAGUUCCCCCGAAGGUUGCAGAGGUGAUCUACAGCUCAUUUGGAGGCUCCUCCAAAGGUCUGCACUUCAACAACCUGAUGGUGGGUCUGGUGCUGCUGACCAGAGGACGCGAUGAGGAGAAGGCCAAGUACCUCUUCAGCCUGUUUGCCAGCGAUCUGGGUGGAUACGCUGCCAGGGAAGAUAUCGAGGCAGUCUUGCAGGUCCUGGAUGGAGAAGUCCCCUCCUCGCUGAAGAAGUGCUUCAUAGAGAGUGACAAAGUGAACUAUGAGCGCUUCAGGAUCUGGCUCCUGCAGAACAAGGAGGCCUUCACUCUGUCGCGCUGGCUUCUCUCUGGAGGAGUGUGUGUCACGCUGACAGACGACAGCGACACGCCCACCUUCUACCAGACCCUCGCCGGCGUCACACACCUGGAGGAGUCUGACAUCAUCGACUUGGAGAAGCGCUACUGGCUGCUGAAAGCACAGUCCAGAACCGGCCGCUUUGACCUGGAAACCUUCGUCCCGCUGGUCUCUCCUCCCAUCCACGCCUCUCUGGGUGAAGGCCUUUUUCACGCCUUUGAUGAAAAUCGGGACAAUCACAUCGACUUUAAGGAGAUCUCCUGUGGGCUCUCGGCCUGCUGCAGGGGGCCAGUCGCUGAAAGGCAGAAAUUUUGCUUCAAAGUGUUCGAUGUGGACCGUGACGGGGUUCUGUCUCGAGAUGAGCUCCAUGAGAUGGUGGUUGCCUUGCUGGAGGUGUGGAAGGACAAUCGCACAGACACCAUCCCUGAGCUGCUCACCAACGUGUCGGACAUAGUGGAGGAGAUCCUGAAGAUGCACGAUACGACCAAGCUGGGUCAUUUGACCCUGGAAGAUUACCAGAUCUGGAGCGUAAAGAGCGCUUUGGCCAACGAGUUCCUAAACCUGCUCUUCCAGGUUUGCCACAUAGUGCUGGGCCUGAGGCCAGCCACUCCUGAGGAAGAAGGGCAGAUUAUCAGGGGCUGGUUGGAGAGGGAGAGCAGACACGGGCUGCAGCAAGGCCAGAACUGGUUCCUCAUCUCCAUGCUGUGGUGGCAGCAGUGGAAAGACUACGUCAAAUACGAGCAUAACGGCAUCGUUGUGGAGCAGCCGUCCAUCCUGAGCUUCCUCAGAGCCCCGAUGGCCACAGCCACCGUGGAGCCGGCGCAUCCUGACAGACCUGGGGGGCUGGGAUCCUUUGGCCCCUCCAGCCCCUCAGAGGAGAAGUCCCCGGAUGCUGUUUCCAGUGCCUCAGAAGCAACAGAGAACGCACUGAGUCCUCAGCUCGCUCCCUCAGCAGCAGAGAGCUGCUUCGCCCGUCAACACAACCUAUCGGAAAACAACAAUCAGUGCUUCUCUGCAGCCAACGGCCACCUGCCCUCCCAGCUGACGGCACAGAGACCCGGAGCCAUCGACAACCAGUCCUUGGUCACCACCGAGCCCAUAAAGGCCCCAACGUUAACCAUGGAGGGCGGUAGGCUGAGGCGCUCUCUGCAGCUGGUUCCUGGCAGAGACUUUGAGAUGGUGCCAGAGCCGGUGUGGCGGGCUCUCUACCACUGGUACGGUGCCAACCUGAGCCUGCCUCGACCGGUCAUCCUGGAAAGCAAGACAGGUCAAGCAGAGCUGGAGCUCUUCCCCCGCUACCUCCUCUUCCUCCGCCAGCAGCCGGCCACGCGCUCCCCCCAGUCCAACAUCUGGGUCAAUAUGGGAAACGUUCCGUCUCCAAACGCUCCCCUCAAGAGGAUGCUGGCUUACACCGGCUGCUUCAGCCGCAUGGGCACCAUCAAGGACAUCCACCUGUACCUGUCUCAGCGGCUCCGCAUCAAGGAGGAGGACAUGAGGCUGUGGCUCUACAACAGUGAGAACUACCUCACCCUGCUGGAUGAUGAAGACCACACACUGGAGAGUCUGAAGAUCCAUGAUGAGCAGCAGCUGGUUAUUGAGGUGAGAAACAAAGACAUGAGCUGGCCGGAGGAGAUGUCCUUCAUCGCCAACAGCAGCAAAAUGGACCGACACAAAGUUCCCACUGAGAAAGGUGCGACCGGCCUCAGUAACCUUGGCAACACGUGCUUCAUGAACUCCAGCAUUCAGUGCGUGAGCAACACCAAGCCGCUGUCCGACUACUUCCUCUCAGGACGACACCUCUACGAGCUCAACAGGACCAACCCCAUCGGGAUGAGGGGCCACAUGGCCAAGUGUUACGGAGACCUGGUGAUGGAGCUGUGGAGCGGGACGCAGAAGAGCGUAGCGCCGCUCAAACUCAGGUGGACGAUAGCGAAGUACGCCCCGCGUUUCAACGGCUUCCAGCAGCAGGACUCCCAGGAACUGCUGGCGUUCCUCCUCGACGGCCUCCAUGAAGAUCUGAACCGGGUCCAUGAGAAGCCUUAUGUGGAGCUGAAGGACAGCGAUGGACGGCCCGACUGGGAGGUGGCUUCUGAGGCCUGGGAGAACCACCUGCGCAGGAACCGCUCCAUUGUGGUGGAUCUGUUCCACGGUCAGCUCAAGUCGCAGGUGAAGUGUAAAACCUGCGGCCACAUUAGCGCCCGCUUCGACCCCUUCAACUUCCUGUCUCUGCCUCUGCCCAUGGACAGCUCCAUGCAUCUGGAGAUCACAGUCAUUAAACUGGACGGCUCCACGCCGGUGCGCUACGGUCUGAGGCUGAACAUGGAUGAGAAGUACACGGGGCUGAAGAAGCUGCUGAGCGAGCUGUGCGUCCUGAAGCCCGAGCAGAUCCUCCUGGCUGAGGUCCACGCUUCCAACAUCAAGAACUUCCCUCAGGACAACCAGAAGGUCCGUCUCUCUGUCAACGGCUUCCUGUGUGCGUUUGAGGUGCCGGUUCCAGGUUCGCCAACAUCUCUGAGCUCCCCGACGCUCACAGACGUCACGCCAACAGUCAACGACUCUGCUGCUAAUGGGCACCUAAUCCCUAACGGGGGGCCUGGCACGGCGGUGGCCAGCAGCCCAGAGACGCCGCUGGUCAACGGCGUUGGCAACGGACACAUCACACCUGUGCAGGAGAGCCCCUUCAUCGGGUACAUCAUCGCCAUGCACAGGAAGAUGAUGCGUACGGAGCUCUACUUCCUGUCGUCUCAGAAGAACCGGCCCAGUCUGUUUGGAAUGCCUCUCAUCGUUCCCUGCACGGUCCACACCAGUAAGAAGGACCUGUAUGACGCAGUGUGGAUCCAGGUGUCCCGCCUGGCCAGCCCGCUGCCCCCGCAGGAGGCCAGCAACCACGCCCAGGACUGCGAUGACAGCAUGGGUUACCAGUACCCGUUCACCCUCCGGGUCGUGGGGAAGGAUGGCAAUUCGUGUGCCUGGUGUCCCUGGUACAGGUUCUGUAGAGGCUGCACUGUUGAGUGUACAGAGGACAGAGCUUCUGUAGGGAACGCCUACAUCGCUGUGGACUGGGACCCCACCGCCCUGCACCUCCGCUACCAGACCUCCCAGGAGAGGAUCGUGGAGGAGCACUGCAGCGUGGAGCAGUCCCGCCGCGCUCAGGCUGAGCCCAUCAGCCUGGACAGCUGCCUGAAGGCCUUCACCAGUGAGGAGGAGCUGGGGGAGGACGAGCUCUACUACUGCUCAAAGUGUAAGACCCACCGACUGGCCACCAAGAAGCUGGACCUCUGGAGGCUGCCGCCGAUCCUGAUUGUUCACCUGAAGCGCUUCCAGUUCGUAAACGGCCGCUGGAUAAAGUCGCAGAAAAUUGUCAAAUUCCCUCGGGAGAAGUUUGACCCCAGCGCCUUCCUGGCUCCAAGGGACCUGGAGCACCGCUGCCUCCAAUCCCGCAGCGAGAGCGAGGACCUGCUGAGGGUCGGAGAAGACAACCUGUCGUCCAUCUCUGCUCCAGCUGGCUUCUGCAACCUGCCCAAAGCUUCUCCCGCCUCCAGCAGGAGAUCAGCUCCUUCUCUCAGCCGGAACAGCAGCCCCUCUGGUAGCCCAAAGUCUGGCGGUCGCCGGCCGGGCCGCCUACGGCUGCCUCAGCUCGGCAGCAAGCAUCGGCUGUCCAGCAGCAAGGAGAACUUAGACGGCGCUGCAUCCUCUGAAGCCGACGGAGCGCCGCAGACAGACGCAGAGGCAGGAGUCACAGCAGCAGCUGCGGGGCCCCUUUCUUCAGGCGACCCCAUGGCAUCGGAGUCGUCCUGCGGCACCGAGGCAUCCAGCAGCCACUGUGAUGUCAUCCUGGUGAACGGAGACAGCAACGGCAUGGGAUCGGACUGCAGCAUAGAGAGCAACGCGGAGCCAGAGGGUUCGCUGCUUCAGCACCGAGACAUGUGUCUGGAUCCCCUCUACAACCUCUAUGCAAUAUCAUGUCAUUCAGGAAUCAUGGGAGGAGGCCACUAUGUGACGUACGCCAAGAACCCCAACGACAAGUGGUACUGUUACAAUGACAGCAGCUGCAAGGAAGUCCAUUCUGAGGAGAUCGACACAGACUCCGCCUACAUCCUGUUCUACGAGCAGCAAGGAGUCGACUACUCCCAGUUCCUGCCCAAGAUUGACGGCAAAAAGAUGGCCGACACCAGUAGCAUGGAUGAGGACUUUGAGUCUGACUAUAAGAAGUACUGCGUCCUCCAGUGAGCGCGUUCUCUCCGUCAGCACUGCAUCCGCGCCUGCUUUCAGCGCCGGCCGCCAACGGCUACCAGCCGGCGGUUCUGUCUGCCUAUAGGGAGGCAUCGCAGCACUUUUUACUCAGCCCAGAAUCUAGCUUAGUCAGACCCCCCCCCUUAAAUCUGCAUUUGUGUAUUUUUGCCAUAAUAAACCUGAUGUAUGCAGAUGUGGCCAGAUGAUGAUGAUGAUGAUGAUGUUUGUGACCUGAGAGGAGGAAGAAGACGCCGGGCUCCGGGUUUGAAGGCUGAUGAUUGGAUCCAGAAGAAGAUGGAAACGCCAUCAUGUCUGCUGGUGUCACAUUUGGCGGCAAACUGGUUCCUGAUCCGGAGCGUUGGGAACCGGGAGCUGCUUUUCACAGCGAUGAUGAGUCAUCAGGGUCACAUGCUACCUCAUCGCCUCCCAUCACGCCGCAGCUGGAGCCUCUCAAACAGUGUUAACGACAAACAUUGGGGUCCUUCCAUUGUAGGAGAGACCAGGUACUGACAUUUCAGACCCCCCCCCCGUAGUUUAAUCCCAGAGCUGCCAAAUCUGAGCGGUGGUUUGGAAGCUGGUUUGAUUUUGGAAAGGUGCCAUGAUUUCAGAAAUAAUAACUUAAAUGUGUUCGGUAUUCGUUCCUGACUUUUUUUUGUGUGUUUUAUAAGAUUAGUUUUAUUUUUGUAAACAGAAAUAUUUCUGUUAAGGCAGAUCUUUUUAGAUCAGGCAUAUCUGAGGCCACGCCUACAGGAAGUGGGCUUCUCUUUGCACCUUAGGUCCCUGCUGUCACUUUACACCACUUUGUUCACUAAAUCCUCAAACCUGGAACAUUUAGGCCGAAAACGUUAAGCUGCCAAAGAUUUUAUCCGUGCUUUUAUUGUUCUCCAUUGGAAACGUUUAGCAGCGAAACCUUCCUGAUGCUGAGGUGACGCCAUGAAGGAGAGACGCGUCCUGCAGUAAAUGAACGAUUGUUGGGAGGUUUCCGUUUAGCAUCGGGAUGCAGAACAAACCUCCUACGGCUC